CCUCUCCUUCUUCUUCUUCUUCUUCUUCUUCUUCUUCUUCUUCAAUUUUCUGUUGUAGCACCCUACUUUUUAUUGUUUUUCCGAUUAACGUUAUCUCGUAAGUUUAUUUUGUAUUACUUUUUAACGUGAUUUAUGAUUUUUAUGAUUUUAACUGAAUUACAGUUUUAUUGCAGAUGACAUUCCAAAAGUUCACGCUUGGGUUACGUUGGAAUGGUUACACGGAAGAGACUGGAAAGGGGGUCACCUACGUCGGUGGCAAUACCGAUGCUUGAAGACCUCCAUCAAUGUGUACUAAUGUUACUUGCAUGGAUGGCACGAGAAGAGUUGAUCGUAUGGUAUACCGAUAUCCAAACAGAGAAGGCGGGUCGUUGUGGCAUGAGGAAUAUCUCAUAACCACUCAGGAUGAAUUAGAUGCCAUGCUCGAAUUCUUGAGGUCGAAUAAUAUUUUCAAAGCCGAGAUUUUCGUUUACACCGAGGCGGUCGAAGGCGUUGGAGGUAAUUCUGGAGACGGGCAAACAUCUGGUACCAUGGUGGACGUGAAUUAUAUGGUGAUCAUCCCUACCAAAGUUACCAUGAUCCUCAUUCCUACUUUCAGUACCAAGAGCAAGGUGAAGCUCGUCAUCAAUCUUUCCCAUCAUAUGAAGAAGAAGUUCAACGACACCAUGCCAACCAACCCGAGUACAACUUCCAUUCAGGCAGCGACAAUUUUCAAAACUACCAUUACGAAGCUGAUGAAGGUGCCUUUCAUGAUCUGGAUCAGAUGGAAGAUGCCCUGCCAACACCAGUUAGUGACCCCUCUGAUGAAGAAGAAGAAGGGAGCAAUGUUAGUGCAGACAGUUCCGACCCUCUUGAAGGUGCUGAUGAUUCAGGAGGCCGAGAGUCAGAUUCAGAUGAUGAUGAGGUGUCUCGUGACCGUGUACCUAUUUCGUACUACACUCACAUUCCAGACGACAAUUGGUGUUUCGAUAGCGACAUGGGGCCGCCAGAGGUCCCAGUAUGGGGUCCACUCACUAGGUUUGUGAAGGGCCAACACUCGUAAGACUCUUAGAAGAGGUAUACAUCUUCUUAGAAACACAGCCUUUUUGACGGUAAAAGGGGGAUCCGAGGAUCGCUUAAAACCUGAUUUUCCCAGGGAAUGGGAGGAUCAUGAUAAUCGUAUAGAAAUUCAUUUCCUUAGGCAUGCAUCUCUUUAUAAAGAGUCUAAGUAAGUGGCGCUAUGUAUUCGAUUAAAUUAUUGAAAACAACCAAUAUGAUUAAAAAUGAUCAAAUUUAUUUUAUAUUCCUCUAAGUACGUUAACAAAUUAAAAAAGAAAGAGAAAUGAUGAAGAAUUGUAUGUACCUCGUGAUGAUUCCAAACAUCCCUUGAACGAUGGUUGGGUUGAUCGUACAACACGGUUGGAUCACUAGACCGUUGAUCAACAUAAUAGCGUUGGUUGUAUAUAUCCACAUCGUCCCCAACCUAAGAGAGAAUAACAAUAACAUUAGUACAUAGAUUAAUUGAAAAGGUUAUAACCACAACAUUUAGUAAUGAGUACGUACCGCUUGAAAUUCAUCAUAAUAAAUUCCCUCUUCUUGGAACCACUCGUCCAUUUUUUUCGCGAAAGUCAGACAGAGAUUCGGCGGGUUUUGAAGGAAAAGCCAAAGAAAUGUUUUCUGAUGGCAUAUCGGACUUAGCCGCAACCAACAGACCACUAUUUCCUAGGCUUUUGGGAGGGGAGGGGGAUGGAUAGAGAGAUAAUUUUAGAGAGAAAGAGAGGAGAAUGGGUUGUGGUGUGAAAAAAUGAGGAGGGGGAGGGGGCGAUUCACGGCGAUCGAGGAGCUGACCAUUCGCCAGGUGCGCGGUCUUCGAUCCCUGACACGGAUCGCUGCGCUGGCGCGCGGUCAGCCGUUGGAUCGCCCCCAUCCAACAGUGAUGGGGACCGCCGACUCGGGAAUGCAGACCACACGCUGACAGUGUGGUUUUCAAGCUGCCCUAGCGUGGACCGCUCCCCCGUUGUGCGGUUUGCACCUAAAACGCACCUUGAAUGUGUAGUUUAUAUGUAAAGGUGCUAUUUUUGAAAUUUUUGUGGACUGGGUGCUAUUUUUGGAUUUUGUUUAUAAAGGUGCUAUUAUUGA
Linum trigynum is the source of this 2115-nucleotide messenger RNA. NCBI's taxonomy places the organism in Eukaryota, Viridiplantae, Streptophyta, Magnoliopsida, Malpighiales, Linaceae. The record is from the annotation of a GenBank genome assembly.